ACCGUCCUAUGUACGUUUUAUUUGCAGGUGGCUACUUGUUGCCGGUGUGGAAGAUGAUUUUGUUUUGUUAUCUUUCGAUGAUCAAAAUAUACGUUUUCUGGGUGGACUUUUCGAGCUUCUACAGGUCAUUCGGAAGCUGCUGGAGAUUUGACGAAAUUUUUAAAUCCAACUAAUUUCAGCAAGUCCAAAAUAAAAGUUGUUUUUUGACAUAGCGAGACGAAACUUAGAAUAUUACAUGUGUCUUUUUAGUAUUUACACACAUGCAAAUACACACGUCGGAUGAUUUUCGGAUGAUUUUCGUCAUGCAAAAUAGUUAUCAUUUUAAAUUAUAACCGCUGAUUGGACGAUCGUAGCGACAUCUGUAGCAAAUAUUUUUUCAAAUUCUGUCACUGUCUUGAACCCGCUGAAAAAAAUGUCAGCUGUUACGGGAAAUUUAGUGCACAGAUAAACUGUCUUCAUUUCCAAUCUUGGCAUGAGGCUGUGUUUACGUCCAGUAUUUCAUUUUGCUGCUUGAAUAAUUCUUUAACUUAUGGGCUUAUUAUGGGGGACUUUGAUGAAAUGUUCCAACUUUUUCCCGAAAUGGUCCUUCUUUCAAAAUCUCCACCAACUUGGAAAGGUGUGAUAACAGUUAGGAACUCCAACAAUUGCAAAAUAAAAGUCAAAGUCAAACUAACUGUUCCGUCUUUUCCACGAUUAGAUGAUGCGAUAGUACAUUUUGGUAGCAGUAUAGCAUCUCUAUUUGGAAACAGCUUUACAAAACAAAUAAACUCAAUACUAAAAAGAUCAGAGUCAGUGCCUGCUCUUUUUGUGGAUUUAAUAAAGCUUAUCGAGACAUUGUUGUCAGAAAAUCAAGAACAAAAAAUGGUUAUUGAUCCCGUGGAAACAAAUGCCAGAGAUAAACUGUUGAAAGAACUUGACAAUGUUUUAUCAGAAAAUGCGGAUGUAACAUUUUCAUCUACAAAAGAUCUUAGUGCAAUAAAGCUCACAAUGAAUGAUAUUUCAAUAGUUGUGCAGCCAAUACUUAAUAACUCAGGGCAACAUUCUUGGAAAAUUAUUAAUACAGACUUACCUGAUUUGCCAGGCUAUACUGGCAAUGAAAGAAAACCUUUUUCCUUGAAAGAAAUUCGAAAUAUCUUUCAAAGGCAAGUUGACACCAUGGAAGAUGUAUGGGACCAGUUAAGAAGAAUCGAUAAUUUCUGUUGGGUAAUAGAUCCAAUCCAACCAAAACCCUAUCAUCUGUAUCGCAGGGUUUAUCUAUCUCCAUUACUUUCCUUUUUGAUCACGCUGAAUCCCACGGAUCCCACAGGAUACCCGAAAAUUAAAUUCCUUGGCGCCAAGAAUGAAGUUGAAAAGUAUAGAGACAUGAUACAAGAUGAAGAUGCUAUUGAAAAUUGGGAUUUAGAAUACUCUGUUUACGAAAAUCUGCUAACAUUACUGAAUAUCGACGAAUUUCCUCAAGCACCAAUAGUUGAUGAACCAAUGGAACAGGAAGGAAUAGUUGGUGAUGAAGAAUGUUGCAUUUGUUUUUCAAUGGAUGACGAAAGUGGUAAUCUACCUGAUGAAAUAUGUAACAAUCAAAAAUGCAAGCGACGUUUUCAUUCCGCUUGUUUAUUCCAAUGGCUGCAAGAGUUGGCAACAAAUAAAAUAGUCUUCAACAAAAUUUUUGGACCAUGUCCUAAUUGUGGAGACGAGGUAUCCUGUAAUGUAUCCUCUAGCUGAUUUGGUGAGUCUUUAUUAGUAUCAUGUAAAUAACAAUGAUAAAUGUCAAAUGAAGUGAGCAACUUUUCCUGUUAUGUAUAUAAAUGACAUGGUCGCAGGUACGACUGUUUUGUACUCAAUCAUUAUUAUUAAAAGAUGUAAAUUUGUUAGUUAUUCAAUCAUCUAAAAAAGCGAAUGACGUUGUAAUAAUUUGUUAUAAAAUCAUCUGUUGUACAAAUUAUAUUUUUAUACCAGAAAAAAAACUUACUCAAUAAAUUUAUUUCUUAC
Molecule: messenger RNA, 1986 nt
Organism: Nasonia vitripennis (jewel wasp)
Lineage: Eukaryota; Metazoa; Arthropoda; Insecta; Hymenoptera; Pteromalidae
Gene: Fancl
Product: E3 ubiquitin-protein ligase FANCL
Exons: 7
Coding region: 541-1719 (392 amino acids)
Biological process (GO): protein monoubiquitination; interstrand cross-link repair
Cellular component (GO): nucleus; Fanconi anaemia nuclear complex
Molecular function (GO): ubiquitin protein ligase activity
Source: RefSeq, a predicted model, not a curated record